AUGGCAGAUACUGUAUACGCUGUGAUCGACAUAAUCGAUGAGUGCCUCGCGAAUGGGAUUUUCGAUUAUCAAAAAGUUUCGGAAGGUGUCGAUAAUAUAGUGGCGGUUGGCGCAAUUCUAAGAGAUAAUGGGUCCAAUGGGCCGAUGGAUCAGUUGGGAGAGCUGGAGGGGAAAUUGGACGAGCUAAUCCAACAAAUGGAAGGCCACUUCAAUCAGCUAUCAGAAAUAAUGGGUGAGGACAACGAUAUGUAUAACGAUAUUACUGAAAAGGUCGCCAACUUAUUAUCGGCUGUAGCGACAAAUCUUGGGGACCCAGGCCAAGAAAGUUUUGGGAACUUGAUGAAUAUCAUUGAAGAAACGGCUCCAUUAGAGUGUGCAUAUCAAUUGGAAUAUUUGUUGGAGCAAGAGUCACUGAACCCAAUAUUGGUCAACGAAACGGAGGUUGAUCCACAACCCAUUUUGGAAGGUAUUUAUACUCAGCUUUUAUUUGUGGAGGCGUAUCUAAACGGGUUAAUCUACGACGAGAACAUGUAUGGACCUGAGAAGAUUAUGGACAUGGUUGAGGAGUUCCAGGAGGAUGUAGAGAAGUGGAAUAAUUGA
Caenorhabditis remanei is the source of this 600-nucleotide messenger RNA. RefSeq lists its product as uncharacterized. NCBI's taxonomy places the organism in Eukaryota, Metazoa, Nematoda, Chromadorea, Rhabditida, Rhabditidae. The transcript has 6 exons. The record is from RefSeq and is a predicted model, not a curated record. The coding region runs from base 1 to 600 and encodes 199 amino acids.